AGCACGCUCCACACGCAGCGAACACGGCGCGCAAGGCUUCAACUUUACACACGCACCGAGCAACAAAGUUUGCAACCAUGCCGAGAUCUUUUCUUGUGGAUUCCUUGAUUUUAAGGGAGGCCAACGACAAGGGGAGCGAGAACCACCCACCUUUAUUCCCGUAUGCCGUGCACUCGCCGCACCACCCGCACGGGCUCCCGGGCUCCUGCCACUCCAGGAAAGCCGGGCUGCUGUGCUUCUGUCCGCUGUGCAUGGCCGCGUCCCAGCUCCACCCGUCUCCACCGUCACUGCCGCUCCUCAAGGCAUCCUUUUCUCCCUUCAGCUCGCAGUACUGCCACUCGGCUCUGUCCAGGCAACACGCCUCAUCCAACGGCGUCAACCUCAGCCACGCACCGGGGAUAUACCAAGCUGCGUACUCGGUGCCAGACCCGCGCCAGUUCCACUGCAUCUCUAUCGAAAACAGCAACAGCAAACUUCAGAGCAGUAAGCGCAUGCGCACCGCCUUCACGAGCACGCAACUUUUGGAACUGGAGCGCGAGUUCACCUCCAACAUGUACCUCUCCAGACUGAGGCGCAUUGAGAUCGCCACGUACCUGAACUUGUCCGAGAAACAGGUGAAAAUCUGGUUCCAGAACCGCAGAGUGAAGCACAAAAAGGAGGGAAAGAGCAGCGGCCAAAGGACUGGAUCACAUAACUGCAAGUGUUCGUCCCUGUCAACGGCGAGAUGCUCGGAGGAAGAGGAGGAUGACAUUCCCAUAUCCCCGUCCUCGUCCGAAAAGGAGGAUGCAGACCUGUCCGUCUCCCCCUGA
Molecule: messenger RNA, 809 nt
Organism: Hippoglossus stenolepis (Pacific halibut)
Lineage: Eukaryota; Metazoa; Chordata; Actinopteri; Pleuronectiformes; Pleuronectidae
Gene: gsx1
Product: GS homeobox 1
Exons: 2
Coding region: 78-809 (243 amino acids)
Biological process (GO): regulation of DNA-templated transcription
Cellular component (GO): nucleus
Molecular function (GO): sequence-specific double-stranded DNA binding; DNA-binding transcription factor activity, RNA polymerase II-specific
Source: RefSeq, a predicted model, not a curated record